Messenger RNA from Hyposmocoma kahamanoa, 942 nucleotides. RefSeq names its product probable dual specificity protein phosphatase DDB_G0283417 (gene Mkp). Gene Ontology annotation, biological process: regulation of MAP kinase activity; protein dephosphorylation. The transcript has a single exon. Gene Ontology annotation, molecular function: JUN kinase phosphatase activity. The record is from RefSeq and is a predicted model, not a curated record. The coding region runs from base 34 to 609 and encodes 191 amino acids. Gene Ontology annotation, cellular component: cytoplasm. Lineage: Eukaryota; Metazoa; Arthropoda; Insecta; Lepidoptera; Cosmopterigidae.
AAUAAUAAGCAGUUUCGACGAAAAUUGGUGACGAUGAGUUUUCUAAGUGAACUAAAAAGACAAAAGAAUAAACUGAAAGAGACAGAAACUGUAGUGACCAAUGUAGAUGGUAAACGGUUUAUAGAAAAGGGGGAUGAGAGACAAAACAUUGCACAGAGCUCCUACGGGUUUGUUGUCGAUACAAAACCUGACGAUAUUCCUGUAAUGAUUGUAGAUUACAUGUAUAUAGGAUCACAGGAUUGUACAACCAAAGCUGUUAUUGAAAAGUAUAAUAUAAAACACGUUCUUAGUUUAGGAAUAAAUAUAACUGUUUCUGUUGAUCAUGAAUUUGUUGAAUGUUUAGAUUUGCCAGAAACUGAUAUACGGUAUUUGUUAAAAAAGAGUUUGAGUUUUAUAAGAAAAUCUGUAGAAUGUAAAGAGAAUAUUCUAGUGCACUGCAACGCGGGUGUAUCACGCACUUCAACUGUGGCAAUAGCCUAUUUGAUGCAAUUUGAAAGGAUGUCGUUUGAUGUUGCUUAUCAUUUGGUUAAAGAGAAACGACCGGCUAUACAGCCUAAUGCAGGUUUCAGGAAACAGUUAAAAGCUUUGUCACCGGGUAAUGUAAUUUAAGUACAUCGUCAAACCAUUAUACGUCUUACUCUGCUGAUGACGGACCUCCUCUAAAUAGAGGGAGUUGUAUAGUUUGCCAUGUUGACCCAAUGCGAGCUGAGACUUCUUUAUUAACCGUCUUUAAAAAAGGAAGACGUUCUCAAUUCGACUGUAUGUACGUUAAGAUAUAACUUUGUGAACCGAUUUUGAUGAUUCUUUUUUUAUUGGAAAGAUAGUACCUCAGUACUAGGUACUGUAGUCCCAUUAAAAUUUGAAGAAAAUAUUCCACCUCUUAGGGGCAAACUAGGGGAUGAAUGACUUUUGAGAUCUGUUUUUUUAGUACUGAGAUCGUUA